Molecule: messenger RNA, 2095 nt
Organism: Oryza sativa Japonica Group (Japanese rice)
Lineage: Eukaryota; Viridiplantae; Streptophyta; Magnoliopsida; Poales; Poaceae
Product: desmethyl-deoxy-podophyllotoxin synthase
Molecular function (GO): iron ion binding; heme binding; monooxygenase activity
Source: RefSeq, a predicted model, not a curated record
GGCGGCGGUGCAGGGCGUUUUUAGCUGGUGCGGGAGCGGGCAUGAGAAGGGGAGGCGCGAGUGCGGUCGUGAGAGGGGGAGGCGCGGGUGUGGUGUCUAUACGUAUGUUUACGUUGGCUUCACCAUCACCACUACGAAUUUUUUAAGUAGUAAAGAGUAAAGAUAGUGAGGAAAAAAAUAAUCUAUACUAUAUAGUAUGCAUGUUAGCUUAGUCAAUACUCAAUAGUUAGCGAUGCUAUUAAACUUGCUCUAACCCGAUGAGUGUUAAUGAGUAAUGACCGGCACAACACGCUAGCACGUGCGGACGAAUUGCGACGGGAAAUCACCAUGGCCGAGCUUCCUCUCUAUCUACUUCUCCUUGCUCUGCUGGUCGCCGUCCCCUUCCUCUGCCUGACCCGUUGGUCGCUCCGGCAUGGCGGCGGCGGCGGCGGCCGGCUGCCUCCGUCGCCGUGGGCGCUCCCUGUCAUCGGCCACCUCCACCACGUCGCGGGCGCGCUCCCGCACCGCGCGAUGCGCGACCUCGCCCGCCGCCACGGCCCGCUCAUGCUGCUCCGCCUCUGCGAGCUCCGCGUCGUCGUCGCCUGCACCGCGGAGGCCGCGCGCGAGGUGACCAAGACCCACGACCUCGCCUUCGCGACGCGGCCCAUCACCCCGACGGGGAAGGUCCUCAUGGCGGACAGCGUCGGCGUCGUGUUCGCGCCCUACGGCGACGGGUGGAGGACGCUCCGCAGGAUCUGCACCCUCGAGCUCCUAAGCGCGCGACGCGUCCGGUCCUUCCGCGCCGUGCGCGAGGAGGAGGUCGGCCGGCUGCUCCGCGCCGUGGCGGCGGCGGCGGCGGUGGCGGCGUUGACGACCCCGGGGGCGACGGCAGCGGUGAACCUGAGCGAGCGGAUUUCGGCGUACGUGGCGGACUCCGCGGUGCGCGCCGUCAUCGGGAGCAGGUUCAAGAACCGCGCCGCGUUCCUGCGGAUGCUGGAGCGGAGGAUGAAGCUCCUGCCGGCGCAGUGCUUGCCGGACCUCUUCCCGUCGUCGCGCGCGGCGAUGCUCGUCAGCCGGAUGCCCCGCCGGAUGAAGCGGGAGCGACAGGAGAUGAUGGAUUUCAUCGACGACAUCUUCCAGGAGCAUCACGAGAGCAGAGCCGCCGCCGGCGCCGAGGAGGACCUGCUCGAUGUCCUCCUGCGGAUCCAGAGCCAAGACAAGACGAAUCCCGCCCUCACCAACGACAACAUCAAGACCGUGAUCAUCGACAUGUUCGUGGCGAGCAGCGAGACGGCGGCGACGUCGCUGCAGUGGACCAUGUCGGAGCUGAUGAGGAACCCUAGGGUGAUGCGCAAGGCGCAGGACGAGGUCCGACGAGCCCUCGCCAUUGCCGGGCAGGACGGCGUCACCGAGGAGAGCCUGCGCGAUCUCCCCUACCUGCACCUCGUCAUCAAGGAGUCGCUCCGGCUGCACCCGCCGGUGACGAUGCUGCUGCCGAGGGAGUGCCGGGAGACGUGCCGGGUGAUGGGCUUCGACGUGCCGGAGGGUGUGAUGGUGCUCGUCAACGCGUGGGCGAUCGGCAGGGACCCGGCGCACUGGGACUCGCCGGAGGAGUUCGCGCCGGAGAGGUUCGAGGGCGUCGGCGCCGCCGACUUCAAGGGGACGGACUUCGAGUACAUACCGUUCGGCGCCGGGCGGCGUAUGUGCCCCGGGAUGGCGUUCGGGCUGGCCAACAUGGAGCUCGCGCUCGCCGCCCUCCUGUACCACUUCGACUGGGAGCUGCCCGGCGGGAUGCUUCCCGGCGAGCUGGACAUGACGGAGGCGUUGGGGCUCACCACGCGGCGGUGCUCCGACCUCCUGCUUGUCCCUGCCUUGCGUGUGCCGCUCCGAGACCAUGAGCGAUAGAUUGCUACAGUAUCAUUUGGAAAUGGAUAAGACAUACAGAAAAAAAAAGAAGGAUCAACUGGAUGUCAUCAUGUCAUCAGUAUAUAUACAGACUCAUACUCUCAUUUGGUGAUGUUUCAAGUGUUAUCUGUAACUUUUAAAUUACUGGGUUUUGUCAUCAUGUAACAUAUUUAACCUAGCAUUGAAUUUGUGGAGGGGAAUGAGUAACUCA